UUUCGAGAGCCUUAGAUAAAAUAACUAGAGUCAACCUUGUUCCCAUGUUAGAGUUGUUAUUGCCAAAUUUAUGAUUCUUUAAAAUUAUGGCGGAUAUUUUAUAUGUUUUAACGAUCGCGUUUGUACUUCCAUUUGUGAUCGCAGGCCACACUUGUAACACGUACACAUGGUUAAGUAGCUCCGCGGAAUACUGCUCUUAUGGAUGUUGCACUGAUCCUGAUCAUUUAAACUAUGAAAAGUGUUGUGACAGUUAUUAUUCCCUCGCUGUCGGACCCAUCGUCGGCAUUGUGGUUGGCUGUGCGAUUCUGAUCGGCACCGUUAUCAGCAUUAUCGUCUGCUGUGUCUGCUGUACGCGGAACUCACGUGGGCAGCAAGGGCAAACUUUCACUACGGCAGCUAGCGGCCCUUACAUCAUGAAUCAUAUGACACACGGGGCCCAGAUGCGACAGGCACAUUACGGCCAGCAGCCGUACCCGGCUCAGCCACCCCUUCAAACCGGACAUAUGGCCCCGGGAACAACCGGUGUCAACAACCCGGCGAUGCAGGGGCCUUCUCCAUAUGGAAAAGGCGUCGCCAAUUAGAAUGGCGUUUUAUGUCAAGAUAUUCAAACUCGUUAACUUGCUGAUAGUUUUUUUGAGGCGGAAAUAAAAGUGCGAACAUGUGCAUCUACAUUAUGAGCGUGCAUUUAGUAAAAACACCUCAACGGUCGACAAUGGAUCAAACGGUUCCAUAAGAAUAUGAUCACUUAUCUGCGUUUUCUUAAAGGAAAUCUUACAUUAAGUCAUUUACAGAAAACUGAUUAAAUCAAUUAGCCUUAAUCGUCAGUUAAUUAUACAACGAAAAUACAGGGACAAGCCUUGUAACCGAAAAUUAAAAAAAUAAACCCAGCUAAGAGGUACAUUACAAGUGUCCAAAUGAUAAUGAACUAUAAACACAAACAUUAUAACAUCACAAGCACAAAUUUAAACACUCAAAACAAACCUUCACCAUAUACACAAAUACAAACACCCAAAACACACUUACUCAAUAUACACAAAUAUAAACACCAAAAACAUACUUACCGCAUAAUCCCAAAUGAAAACAAACUUACACCCUAUACACAAAUACAAAAACCACAAACAAAUCUUCAUCCAAAUUGCUUUACCGUUAAAUGUUGGGAGUACCGCCUUGGAACUAUCAGUGACACAAAAAGGGCAUUCACAUAAGUUUUCACUUGUAUUUUCACCUUGAUAUCUCAUUUAAUAUAAUACAAAUCCUGUUUUAUUUCAUGGUUAAGUGAGUAUGGUAGUGUAUUGUGCGAAAAAAUUAUCCAUUGAAAAACUUUUUUUGAAAGACAUGUUUGAAUAAAUAACACCGUUCAUCAUUGUUUUAUAUGUCAUUUAAGGUGUGUUUUAUUGUAAUGGUUAAACUACUAUUAAAAUCGCUGCAAGAAAUUAACAAAUUCCUGUAACGUACAAUAAUGAGUCAAAGGCCCAAGCUAACCCAUCUCUUUCAGUGGUUCGUGGUACCAGAGUUGACAGGUAUUAUAUUGUGAGAAACAGGACUGAAGUCAGUUUAAUCAGCCAAUUAAAGGCAUAUAAGCUUUUAAACUUCCGCCUAUGAAUCUGAAUAAAUAAGCCAGGUGAGAUGCAGGAAAUCAACAAUCAUCAGUUCAUGUAACAUGAUUCAUAUAAAGUUGUGAAUCCAAAGGCAAUGACUAUAUAUUUUAUUUCACGAGUGUCAUAGAAUUAGAUAUUUUUACAAGUUGCGAA
This is a messenger RNA of Mya arenaria, 1751 nucleotides long. RefSeq lists its product as uncharacterized. The record is from RefSeq and is a predicted model, not a curated record. The transcript has 4 exons. Lineage: Eukaryota; Metazoa; Mollusca; Bivalvia; Myida; Myidae. The coding region runs from base 87 to 581 and encodes 164 amino acids.